This is a messenger RNA of Gadus macrocephalus (Pacific cod), 2405 nucleotides long. Its product is annotated as complement C1q-like protein 3. Lineage: Eukaryota; Metazoa; Chordata; Actinopteri; Gadiformes; Gadidae. The record is from RefSeq and is a predicted model, not a curated record. Bases 573 to 1196 code for a protein of 207 amino acids. The transcript has a single exon. Gene Ontology annotation, molecular function: protein binding.
AUACUUCUAGAUUCUAACUAUGCCGAUAUUUACCCUAAAAGGCUCUGCUCACCUCAUCAGUGGCAUCCUGUCCGAGAGUUUGAUAGCGCUCGGCCACCAGCCUGGGCCUCGGUGUUGUCUUUGGAGAAUCACGUCGGGGUUACCAAACUGCCCUAUCCUUUUCAGUUGAGUCGACCAUUUAUUCAAGUACGAUAGGAAGCACAGUCUGGCAAGCGGCUACAGUAGGUCUGGCUUGGGCGCCCAACUUUUGGUUGUUAUCAGCCUGUGGCCGUGACCGGUGGUGCUCAGUUUCACAAUCUAUUUGGCCCAUUGUCUAAGGUAACGCCAUCUCUGUAAGAGGAACUCGAAAUGUGUGUGGGAUAUCUUCACCAGCUGUCUUCAUGUUCUAAUUUUUAAACAAAGGGCAGCUAUAAAUACGAGCUGCAUUGGGGCUUGAAGAACAGAACUAUCCCCAGAGCUGGUGGAGCACACCAGACCUAGUCAAAACCAAAUCAAGAUCCACCUGAAGACAAACUAAACCAAGGCCAGACCAACGAGCACCUCAAGCCCAAACGGAAGUCCAGAAGAGAACCAUGGAGCGCACGUUCCUCCUCUUGGCGGCCUUCAUCUUCUCCAGCGGCCAGUGCCAAGAUACGGACCCCUCCAGGGACCCCGAUGCCAGCCUGCCCGUCUGCGAGCCCGACAUCAGAGACUUGGGGGUCCAUAGCGCCCAGAUCUUGGAGCUGCAGAGGCUGACCCAGGAGCUCGCCCAGCAGCUCCAGGCUCUGAAGGAGAGCACAUCGGCCGCUGUGCCCCGGAUGGCCUUCACUGCCGCGCUGGGCCGCUCCCUCGGCCCCGUCCCCAUUGGAAUGCCGGUCAAGUACCUGGUGAUCAUCUCCAACAUGGGCAACGGCUACAACCCGGCCACGGGCAUCUUCACCGCCCGGGUGUCCGGCAUGUACUACUUCAGAUACACCAUGUUCAACAAUCUGGAUUCAGCGACCAACUCGGUGAUGUCACUGAUGAAGAACGGCCAGCUGAUGGUGUCCACCUGGGACACAUCGCCGGCCGACGCUUUCGACAGUGCCACCAACGCCGCCGUUCUGCAGCUGGAGGUCGGAGACAACGUCUACACCCUGCUCUACGCCAACCGCCAGUUAUUUGACAAUGACAGCAGCUUCAACACCUUUAGCGGCUUCCUGCUCUUCCCUCUGUAAAAAGCCCGUCGGCCAUUUAGUGAGUUUUGAGGUUGAUUUUCCAGUGUGAUGGUGGUUGAAAGGAGGGGCUGGCUGGAUUAGCGUUUUCUUGUCGACAAAAAUAUAUCUUUUGGUCGUAUAAAAGUAACGAAAAACUUUGAUACAAAUAAAAUAAAAUCUUUAGCAUUAAUUCUGUGUGGUUUGAGUUUUUUUGAAGAUAAAUAGAAGGGGAGAGAGGGGCUACAAACCGUUAGAUGACUGGGCAGUAACCUGUGUUUGUUCACUCUAAAAUGUAUUUAUAUUAAGCUGAGCACUCCUAGUAGUUUACUCGGGAUAUCCUAAAAGGCUUAAUGUUAAAACAGCUUAACGAGGCAAAGAAAUAUUUGACUGACGAAAAAAAUGAAAAUCAAACAUCUAUAUAGGACAACAUCUCUAGAUUUUUUUAAAUAUGAUAAACACCCCCCAAAAACGGAACUCAAUGUGGCUAAAUGACCUUGAAGAAAGUCAGAUUGAGAUGAAAUUCAUAUCAUUCACAUUCAACCAUGAGGACAUGAUGAGAAUAGCAAGUCAAAAGGAACUUAGAAAUAUUUCAAAAGGGGUCAAAUUUAGACGAAAACUAGAGCUUAAUGAUGCUUAAUGACAGACAAUAAAAACAUCAAAAAACUCAUAAUUUAUCCCUUUUUUUAUUUGGAUAACCGUUCUGCUGUUGGUGUUAUGGCGCAUAACACGUCAGUUCUUCGACGUCUCUAGUAUUUCCACAACGAGACUAUAGUUGGGGUUAUCUUAGCCAUAGUUGAGAAGGAAUUGGGGGGAAAGGUACUUUGGCUUUGACUCCCUGAAGUACAUGAACUGCGACAUGGAGGAGAAAGGGAUUGUUGCCAGUGUUUGUCUCCCGCCGGAGCCCCGCUGCCCGCACGCGCGACUUGGUCCCACUCCUCUGGAGCCUCCACAAGACCUCCAGCCUUGGGGUCACUCACUACACUAUUCAGCCCGACGCGGUGAGCCAUUUCGGCAUCGGGCGCCUUAACCCGGCGUAUGGUUCAUCCCGCAGCGCCAGUUCUGCUUACCAACAGUGGCCCACUGGGCACUCUUAUUCCACGCCCUGCGAGCAGGGCCUCUUACCCGUUUAAAGUUUGAGAAUAGGUUGAGAUCUUUUCGGCCCCAAGGCCUCUAGUCAUUCGCUUUACCAGAUGAAACUGUGAGUAAUGAGCGCCAGCUAUCUGGAGGGAA